AUGACCUCAAUUUGCGAUACAUGUGGCCAGGAAUUCAAGAGUCGUGGACUUGCAGCUCACCAAAAAGCCUGCAGGAGGGACACUAUACAGAUGCAGGAAGAUCGCGAGAGACAGAAUGCUCAAGCAGGCUCUCGUGCAGGUCCUGCUGCUUGCGAACCUACUUUUGACAACGCAGAGUAUGUACAUCCUGAUGAACUUGAAGGUCUAUCAUACGAUCUUCCUCCUGCACUCCAGCAGGAUGAUAUCAGGAUGGAAUAUCAUCCACAUAGUGGAAUCCCUAUGAAAACUGAUCACUUCACUGAUUUUCACUGCCACCUGCUGCUCCCUCGCUCGUAUGCGAAAAUACUACUCCCUGGGAACCGUUUACCCUCGUAUCAACUUUGA
Molecule: messenger RNA, 384 nt
Organism: Suillus subaureus
Lineage: Eukaryota; Fungi; Basidiomycota; Agaricomycetes; Boletales; Suillaceae
Exons: 3
Coding region: 1-384 (127 amino acids)
Source: RefSeq, a predicted model, not a curated record